Molecule: messenger RNA, 7378 nt
Organism: Choloepus didactylus (southern two-toed sloth)
Lineage: Eukaryota; Metazoa; Chordata; Mammalia; Pilosa; Megalonychidae
Gene: GAREM1
Product: GRB2 associated regulator of MAPK1 subtype 1
Exons: 6
Coding region: 385-3015 (876 amino acids)
Biological process (GO): epidermal growth factor receptor signaling pathway; cellular response to epidermal growth factor stimulus
Molecular function (GO): proline-rich region binding
Source: RefSeq, a predicted model, not a curated record
UCCUCCUCACACGCUCGAGGCGGAGGGAAGGAGGGGAAAGGGGAGGAGGAGGCGAGCGGGCAGCCGCCGCAGCUGCAGACCCGGGGCCAGAGGAGGAGGCGGAGCGGGAGUCGCCGCAGCCACCCCGGCCGCCUUCGCCCGCAGUAGCUGCACUGCUCAGAGUACACCCCGGGCUUGAGGGCUCGCGGGGCGCCCAGCCAUGCCCUGCCGCGGCAGCUGAGCGGGAGCGGGCUUCCUACCUCCGUGCGGGCUCAGCCGCGGCGUCCCGAGGCUGCCGGCUGCCUCCCGCGCGCCCCAGACCGCGAGCGCGAGCAGGGGCGGCCGCCGAGGCGCUGGGGGUGCCGGCAGCGGCGGAGGGAGAACGGGUAGGAGGAGGCGGGGAAGAUGGACCCGGCGCCUUCGCUGGGCUGCAGCCUCAAGGAUGUGAAGUGGAGCUCGGUGGCCAUCCCGCUGGACCUGCUGGUCAGCACUUACCGGCUGCCCCAGAUCGCGCGGCUGGACAGCGGAGAAUGCAUAGAAGGGCUGCGAGAAAAUGACUAUCUUCUGAUUCAUUCAUGCCGCCAGUGGACAACGAUCACUGCCCACAGCUUGGAAGAGGGGCACUAUGUCAUUGGGCCAAAGAUAGAGAUUCCAGUACAUUAUGCAGGGCAAUUCAAGCUGCUGGAACAAGACCGAGAUAUAAAGGAGCCAGUGCAAUAUUUUAACAGUGUGGAGGAGGUGGCUAAAGCAUUUCCUGAGCGUGUGUACGUCAUGGAGGAAAUAACAUUCAACGUGAAGGUUGCUUCAGGUGAAUGCAAUGAAGACACGGAAGUUUACAACAUCACCCUCUGUACCGGGGAUGAACUCACUCUAAUGGGGCAGGCAGAAAUCCUUUAUGCAAAGACUUUCAAGGAAAAGUCACGAUUCAACACAAUCUUCAAAAAGAUCGGGAAGCUCAAUUCCAUCAGCAAGCUUGGUAAAGGGAAAAUGCCCUGCCUCAUUUGCAUGAACCACCGGACCAAUGAAAGCAUUAGCCUUCCAUUCCAGUGCAAGGGCAGAUUUAGCACCCGGAGCCCCCUGGAACUUCAGAUGCAGGAGGGCGAACACACCAUCCGCAACAUUGUAGAGAAAACCCGGCUUCCUGUGAAUGUGACUGUGCCAAGCCCUCCACCGAGGAACCCGUACGACCUCCACUUCAUCCGCGAAGGGCACCGCUACAAGUUUGUGAACAUCCAGACCAAGACGGUGGUGGUUUGCUGCGUGCUGCGGAACAACAAGAUCCUCCCCAUGCACUUUCCUUUGCACUUGACUGUCCCCAAGUUUAGCCUCCCCGAACACCUGGUCAAGGGGGAGGUGUGGCCCGAGACCCUGGUCCACCACUGGCUGGGAAUCUGCCAAGAACAGUUUGACAUCGACGAGUAUUCACGGGCUGUCCGUGAUGUGAAAACCGACUGGAGUGAGGACUGCAAGAGCCCCAAGAAGGGCCGGUGCUCUGGCCACAACCACGUGCCCAAUUCCCUCAGCUACGCCCGGGAGGAGCUCACGCAGUCCUUCCACCGGCUCUCGGUCUGCGUGUAUGGCAACAAUCUCCAUGGCAACAGCGAGGUGAACCUCCACGGCUGCAGGGACCUGGGGGGAGAGUGGGCCCCCUUUCCGCAUGACAUCUUGCCCUGUCAGGACUCGGGGGAUAGCGGGAGCGACUACCUUUUCCCAGAAGCUGGGGAAGAAUCAGCAGGCCUCCCGGGCAAGUCAGAACUUCCUUACGAAGAGCUGUGGCUGGACGAAGCCAGGCCCGGCCACCCGCCCCUCACCCGCUCCUUGAGUGAGAAGAGCCGAAGUGAUAAUUUUAGAAGUUCUGUCCGGUCCAAAUGUGGAACUUCUCCUCUUCCUGUCCCUGGGACUCUGGAAGCAGCAAUGAAGUCUUCAGAUAUUGCCCUACCUCCACCUCCAGUGCCUCCCAAAUCUGAAGCCGUCAGGGAAGAAUGCCGGCUCCUGAACGCCCCACCUGUUCCACCCCGAAGCGCAAAGCCUUUGUCCUCCAGUCCUUCCAUCCCUCCUCGCACAGUCAAGCCAGCGCGGCCUCAGACACGUUCUCCCAGCCCCACCUUGUCCUACUAUUCUUCAGGGCUGCACAACAUCAGCAUUACUAAAAGCGACACAAGUCCUUCUGAAAGUGCUCCUGUUUCCUGCUAUCCAUGUAGCCGAGUAAAAGCUGAUUCCGUGGACCUCAAAUCCCCCUUUGGAAGUCCUUCUGCUGAAGCGCUGCCCUCCAGGCUCUCAUGGCCCAAUCAUUACUCGGGAACAGCUGAAAGCCAGACCAGGAGUGAUUUCCUACUGGAUCCAAGUAGGAGUUACAGCUAUCCUAGACAAAAGACACCAGGCACACCAAAGAGAAACUGCCCAGCACCUUUUGACUUUGAUGGCUGUGAGCUCCUAGCCAGCCCCCCCAGCUCUGUCACUGCAGAAUUCAGUAGCAUCAUCUCGGGUUGUCCCAAGUCAGCAAGCUACUCUCUAGAGAGCACAGAUGAGAAAACUCUUGCAGCUGGCACUACAAAGCAGAGUAUUUCCUGCCCCGCCUUGCCCCCAAGAGCCCCAAAACCAGUGGAAGAGAAAGCUGCCCCUGAAGCAUCUCCUUUGCCUCUGAAAAUCGAUGGUGCUGAGGAAGACCCCAAGUCCGGGUCUCCAGACCUCUCUGAGGACCAGUAUUUGGUUAAAAAGGGUACGCAGGACAUCUUCUCCAUCUCCUAUCCUUUCUUCUCUCCACUCCACCUCCAGCUGGCCCCCAGGUCUUGUGGCGAUGGAUCGCCCUGGCAGCCUCCUGCCAACCUCUCGGGACUCUCCAUAGAAGAAGUGUCCAAGUCAUUACGGUUCAUUGGCUUGUCCGAAGAUGUCAUAUCAUUUUUUGUUACCGAAAAGAUUGAUGGCAAUUUGCUUGUUCAGCUAACAGAAGAAAUCCUCUCAGAGGAUUUCAAAUUGAGCAAACUGCAGGUGAAGAAAAUAAUGCAAUUCAUUAAUGGCUGGAGGCCCAAAAUAUAGCCAAAUAACCCCAGCUAGCAUUGAACAAAACUGAUCCAUUUGUGUGCUAGAAGGGGAGGGCUGGGACAUAAUUUCAUGUGUUUUGCACUAAAAACCUUCUCUGUACAUAGGGAUAAGAGAAACUCUUACUAUGCAGAUUACGUUUUUGAAUGGUGAACAGGCUAUUUUGUACACCAAUAAAAAUGCUGUACAGAACCCCUAGAGGUGUGCCUUGUACAUCACUCAACACUCCACAGCUGCUAAAAGAAACAAAGGCAUGUCCAGAAAAAUCAUUCUUACCCAAAUAGGUUUAUGUGAGAAGGUAUGAUAUUUAUUACAAAAUAGCCAAAGCCAAAAGACAUAAGAAUCUUUAAAAAACACUUCUGAACAAUAAUUUCCCUUCUUUGGUGGUGGUGGGUGGGGGAUGGACUUUAGGCAAUUAACUGUGUUCUGUGCUCUCUUGUCUGGAUUGCUUAAUGCUAAUUGUUUUACUCUUGUGCCUGAACAUGUUAGUGAUAUGAAAUGACACUUUAAUGUUACGUGCUUGGUGGGGAUCUUUUUAUCAAAAGGCAUUUUCCAAAAGUCAUGUGUUAACAGAGGAUAUGUGAUGUGUUUAGAAAUAAUACAAAUUGUGACCACAAUAAUUUUAUCUGUAACUGCUGCUAAUUUUAUUGAGCAGAGAAAAGAACAAUAUAUACAUAUAUGUAUAUGUUUAUGUAUGCACAAUACACACAUAUAUUUUAAAACAUCAUUAUGAGUCAGAUAUUUUAGAUAACAUUUGUUCACUUUCAAAUCUCCAUUGAGGUUUUAGGGCUGUUAACAAAGUUGACUCUUAGGAAUAGCAGGCAGAAGGAUUCCACAGAUUGCAGAACCCUGUCGCUUGAAGCUGAAUCUUAUUAGGCUUCAUAAUGGAAAACUUGAAACAAAUUAUUGGAGAGUCUAUAUUGAAGGAUUAAAUUUGAUGUUAGCCCAUUAUAGGGUUGGUUUUUACUUACACUGUUCCCAUGAUGAUGUCUGAUAAUCCUUCUCUGGUUCAUCUCUGAUAGUGAGACGUCUAAAGCGCCUUUUUUAGCGUGGUUAGGUGUUCUCAACAUGCUUUAGGCUUUAGGAUAGCCCAGAAAUCAGACAAACCUACUUUUAUUAGUAUAUGUGCUAUGUCUGUUGAAUAAUUUUUAAAAUGUCAGUAAGAGAACUUAUGUCACAAACCUCUUCUUUCCUCUCUUCCAAAGAAGGUACUUAUUACCCUAUUUUUAUUCUAAGAAUUCCAGGACACGAGUCUGACAAGUUUCGCUAAAUGUGAUGAAAUAUUCCAAAAUACAACGGCAUCGUCGUCAUUCUUGACUUCUUGAAGGGAUGUAAAUCUUAGAAAAGUUUUAGUUCUCUGAGCAAGGCAUCCUCCAGACAGCCGUACUCCCCAGAGUCUGCCCCGGAUUCUGGAUGUGCAGACAGCUUGUGCUAGAGAUGCCCUCAGGGGCCUCUGGGAUGGGUAGGUCAGCCAGCAAGGGGUCAGUGCAACUGACAAGCUUGGAUUAUAUUUUAUUAUCUGCUUGCUCUUCCUGCUCACCAAAAAAAAAAAGAAAAGAAAAGAAAAUGAACUUAAAGACGAGACACUGUGCCCUCUGGAACACCUGUCUUUAUACCAGUCUAGUUUUGCUGACCUUAUUUUUGUCCUGUGCUUGUGUCUUGGCAUUAAAAAGAUAAUUAUAAUUCAUCUCCUGAUUAGUGUUGAGUUCUAUUGAUGAUCAGUUCGUUUUCCCAUCUUUGGUCUUCUUUUUAAAAGAAAAAAGGCAGCAUUUUUUUCCUAACACAUCUCUGAAAAAGUAGAUAAAGUAAAUACCAUAUCCUACAUAAAAAGCAUGCCCUGUAAAAUCUGACAAACUGCAACACAUCUUAAAAACUAACUGACAAAUCUAUGAUGAAGUUUCUGGUACUGCAGUCACAUGACAUGAGAUCCUUCCAUUACUUUAAAGUUUAGAAAGAGUUCUUUUGUGUGAGUGGGAAUUCCUUAGUGAAGUUACCCUCUCAGAACUUUGCUUUAAAAUGAAAACAGACAAGAUGCCACUGAAAAGCUGGAGAUUUUCCUUGGCAAACCCUCGCUGAAUCAGUUUUAAAACCCUUGGCACUUGGACCCAAUGCUCAAAUUCAAGAGGAGGAACAAGGUUGGUUUUGGUUUACUGUAAAGGUUGCCCCACAUAAAAACUGACUCCUUUUAUCUUUUUUCUUUUUUUUUUUUUUUUUUUGUUUUCUUUUUGUUGUUUCACACAAAAUAGGUUUUUUUUUGUCUUGGAUUAUUUGCCUCAAGUUUAUGUUGAUUGGCAAUAUGGACACUCCUUGAGGGCAGGGACUGUGGUCUUUCAUUCAUACAUUCAUUCAUUUAUUCAUUAAACAUUUAUCAAGUACCUUUCAUGGGCCAGGCGCUCCGCCAGUGCCGGAAAAAGACACAGCUCCUGCCCUCUUGGAGCUCGUUUUACUUAUAUUUGAAAUCAUAUUUCCUAAUACUGCAUUUGAUUUUAAGAGACGAAAUCCCUUGGGUGUGUCCCGUCUUUAAAGAAUCCACAAACGGGAGAAACAGCAGCCCUUAUUACAGUAUAAAACAAACACCACAGACCAUUAAAACUUGCCUCCCACUGGUCAUUGUGUGUGUGUUUUUUUAAUUGACUUAUAAUAUUUAAAAAAUUGUAAUAUCUUCUGUCAUCUCGAAAGCUGCAAAUAAGUAUAAUUGCAAUAGACCAUUUCUGAGCUGAACACCUGUUUGUAGAGGACCUUGUCACCGGGACUACACAAGGCAUUCAUAGCCCCAAGAGAAUCAUGGCAAGCAAUGCAUAACAGGGAUAAGAAGGAAACAGCCCUUCCCUUCUGAGAGCUGCAGGUUUGCAACAUAAAGCGACAUGCAGGGAUCCUUACAAACAGAACCAUUUCUAACCAGCCAGGUCAAGAAUGAGCACAUCUCCUUCUGGCAGGACCCCUGCAGUUGAUGCAGUGCUUGGGGGAAAGUGUCACACAGGACCUUCUUGGGAUCCUUAAGCUCAUGACUAAAGUCACCAUGGCCCUCAUCAGGAAAGAACAUUCAGCAAUAAACCGAGCCAAGCAGCUAAAAACUAAAAUGUGGACAUGACUCAUGUUGUGAAGGAGAACUCAAACACUCCCAGAUCGGUUCCCUCUCAGAACCUUGUAAAUGCCUGCAAGUUCUUCAAGUUGAGUUGCUCAGCUUAAUGAACUGUGAAAUCUCCGCUUACACUCUUUCACCCCAUGUGUGCCAUUCAAAUUUGUGAAGUUUCAGCAACUGCCCUUUCAGCUGAAUUAUAAAGUUUAUACUUGUCUCUUGUAGAAAUAAGACAGCAAUCUUUGGGGAACUAUUAGAACAUUCCUUUCAGACUGCAGACACAAGCUUAAACACCCCUCUGCUCACAGUUCAGACCCACAUCAUCCCCACUGCUCCUCAGAAGUUCCGGGGGUAGGUGUGGAUGGAUCAAGGGUCCAUCUUGCAAGUACAUGGUGGAACAAGUCACUACUCAGCAUGAGAUUAACAUUUUGGAUAACAAACAAAAACACAACAGUUCUCCAAAGAACUUAGUGAAUAGGUCAAAGGAAAUUUCAGUUUCAGUCUGUCAGAAAAGGUAGAUCUACAGUCUGGCACAUACGGCUUUCAAAAAUUUCAUGUUCGUUAUACCAGUUCCCACUGUUUGCCUAGUAAUGUUGAGGCACCAGGCUGCUGGGACACGUGGAAUAAAAGGCCCAGAGUGCAAGUGGUGAAAAGCAGGGCUUAAUACUGCGGGUCUGUAAGAUUGUGGGAUUCUUGUGGCCAUGUCUUAUUAAAUCACAUCGUUUAUUCUUCGAAACUCUAAUAUUUUAAAUUUUGUCUCAUUGUGAAAGCCAGAAACAAGUGGUAAACAUGAUUUCAGUUAUACAAAUAUCUGUAAUUUUGCUGCUCUCUAAUUUUUAGGCUGUGGAUUUUGGAUUUUGUAAUAGAGCUUAUCAGAUUGUGGAUUUCUUUCAUUUACAAUCUCAUGAUGUAUAGUAGGGCUCACAUCAUUUCUUAGCUGUGAGCCUUUUCUGUCAUUUUUGUAUUAGGUUUCAUUUAAAAUAUUUUUUAAGCAAAUAGCCUAAAAGUUGAACUUGAUUAAUUAAAAACGGGAAUUUUUCCUCGACUUCAAUGGAAAUGGUGUAUUCUUUUCAAAGAAUCUUGUAACCAUCUCUACAGUUUCUUUCCUUAGAAAACUUAGGUGGUUAACUACCAGUUAAUAGUUGCAUUACUUUGCAGAGUGUUAUCUAAUGGGCCCAAUGUGUACCUCAAAAUAAACACGGUAUGUUAUGUCUAAAAAAAAAAUUGUCUAUUGAUUUAAAUGGUUCAGAAAUGUCUAUAAAUAAACAAAUUUUAAAAGCU